Messenger RNA from Marchantia polymorpha subsp. ruderalis, 902 nucleotides. Lineage: Eukaryota; Viridiplantae; Streptophyta; Marchantiopsida; Marchantiales; Marchantiaceae. The record is from the annotation of a GenBank genome assembly.
CAUCUACAAUGUUCUCUGCUGAGCUCUUGCUCACUCGAGCUUCGAUAGGAAGUUUGAAAAUGCUGAUCGAUACGCCGUUGAGUACUCCCCACGGUAACUACCGGGCAUUUUCACACAGCCGCUGGUCGCACCCAGAUUCUUCUUCACACCACAAGCUUCGAAGCUGAUCCCAGGGCGUGCAGUGGGGCCGAUUGUGAUGCGAAUCGCCAUCUCACUGCGUCGGUGACCUCGAUCGAGCCUCCGGUAGAAUGAAAUAGUGGAAAGCACUCCGAAUCCCGAAGAAUUAAAUCAAGAUUCGGGUGAAAAGGGUGCAUCAUGACCACUGAUUUUCCGUCAGAAGGCUUUUACCGAUUCUGCGGUGUUAUCUUUCUUUUGCCUAUCGCGUUCAUACCGUGGGUGGGCAAAGAAAUGGGAAUGUUGAGGAUCAGGAUUCUCCAAAUGAAGAUGCUCCUGGUUUUGAGCAGGGGAAGGCUCCAAGCCGCAGUUGAAGAACUGGACGCAAUUCGUCUUGAGCUAAAUCGGCUGAUAAGAGGAACCCCUGCAACAAGAAUGGAGUGUGCGCAAUGAAAUCAUGCGGAAAGCGCACUGGUUGUAGACGUAAAGCGAGCUGCACGAGAAUGAAAACAGAUACCAGAAAAUCCAGCGGUUUAUCCGACUCAAAGAUUGGAGUACAGCAGGAGAUUAGAUUGAAGCUCUCCUUUUUACCUUUUGAAAGUAUGUUCCUCGUUUACUUGCUCGUCAUUUUGGCACAUUGAAGGCGUAAUUUAGCAUCAUAUACUGUAAUAUGAGGUUGGAAUUAACUUGAAGUUUGUGGAAGUCUAUCUGUCUUGUUUGUUUUCUUCACGUAUGCGCAAAGGACGCUCAUUGGAGAAGUGUACACUGUAGAGAGAUAUUAGAUUGAA